CUCAGUAAACUUCCGGGUCGGGUCAGAAACACAUGUGAGAGGAGAAGAGGCUGUGGGGGAUCCGGAUUUAAGCCCAGGUUACAGGAUGGACGGGAAGGUGAAGAAGCAGAAGAAGCAUCAGCAGAAACACAGCGGGCCCAAAGCAGAGAAGAAGAAACUCAGGAAGCAGGGAGGCACCACAGAAGAAGAUGAUCGCAGACGAAACCCCAAAGCCUUCGCCGUUCAGUCAGCUGUUCGGAUGGCAAAGACCUUCCACAGGUCUCAGGACAUCAAAGCAAAGAAACACCACAUCCCUUUGGUGGAUCGGACUCCUCUUGAACCCCCUCCUAUCGUCAUCGUUGUGGUUGGACCCCCAAAGGUGGGAAAAACCACCCUGAUCCGCUGCCUGAUCAAAAACUUCACCAGACAGAAGCUUGGAGAGAUUCACGGACCGGUGACCAUUGUAGCAGGUAAGAAACGCCGUCUGACCUUCAUGGAGUGUAACAAUGACAUCAACACCAUGAUUGACCUUGCCAAAGUCGCUGAUCUGGCGUUGAUGCUUAUUGAUGCCAGUUUUGGCUUUGAGAUGGAGACGUUUGAGUUCCUGAACAUCUGUCAGGUUCACGGUUUUCCUCGGAUCAUGGGCGUGCUGACUCAUCUGGACUCCUUCAAGAACAACAAGACUCUGAGGAAGACCAAGAAGAACCUGAAGCAUCGAUUCUGGACUGAGGUCUACCAGGGGGCGAAGCUGUUCUACCUGUCUGGUAUGGUCUACGGGGAAUAUCAGACUCAGGAGGUGAAGAACCUGGGCCGGUUCAUCUCAGUCAUGAAGUUUCGUCCUCUGGUCUGGCAGACGUCGCAUCCCUACGUCCUCGCUGAUCGUAUGGAGGAUCUGACCGACCCAGAGAGAGUCAGGACUGACCCCAAGUGUGACAGAACAGUUUCACUCUACGGCUACCUGAGAGGGACAUACAUGAAGAACAAAGGGCAGGUGCACAUCCCAGGUGUUGGAGACUUCCAGGUGUCAGACGUUAACUUCCUGCCUGAUCCGUGUCCACUUCCUGACACUCAGAAGAAAAGAGCCCUGAAUGAGAAGGAGCGUCUGCUCUACGCUCCCAUGGCGGGGGUAGGCGGGGUCGUUUAUGACAAAGACGCCGUUUAUAUUGACCUGCCGGCCAACCACGUUAAUCAGACUCAGGAGGACCAGCGUCCAACCACAGAGCUCGUUCAGUCUCUCAUCGAUACUCACGCCACUCUGGAUGAAAAGAUGGCGUCCAGUAAAGUGUCUCUGUUCAGCGGCUCGGCUACGCUGGAGUCAGCAGAGGUGGACGAAGAAAGCGAAGAGGGGGCGGGGCUUAAGGAGACUUGUGUCCUGGACCCGAUCACCCAGAGAGAGAGGAGGAAGGUGGUCUUCACUGAGGGAGAGGAGGAGGAGGAGGAAGAUGAAGAUGAUGACAGUGAAGACGAUGAUGAUGAUGAGGAGGAGGAGGAUGGUGAUGAAGAUGACGUGUCUGUGUUUCUGAAGAAAGCGAGAGCUGACUCUGAUCAGACUGAUCAGAACAUUCCUCCUCCGAUGAAGAAACAGAAGAAGGAGGAGGAGGAGAAGUUGGAGGUGCCGGCGUUCGCUGACAGCGAGGACGAGCUGGAGAGGAGCGAUGAUGAGGAGGAGAGUGAUGAUGAUGAAGAAGAGAGUGAUGAAGAGGAAAAGGCCGGGGGAGCAGGUGACUCUGGAAACUGUUCAGAGGAGGAGAGUGAUGAUGAUGAGGAGGAUGAAGAAGAGGAGGAGGAAUCAGAGGGAGGGGAGGAGGAGGAAGAGGAACAAGGUUCUCUGAGGUGGAAGGAAGAUCUGCUGCAGAAAGCAUCUCAGGCUUUUCUACGGCAACAAGAAGCUGCUCCCAACCUGAGGAAACAGGUGUACGGCUCAGUGGUUGAAGCUGGUCAGAGUGAUGAAGAGGAGGAUGAAGAGGAGCUGGGCGGGCUGUUCAGGGUCAGCCGUCCUCAGAAGAACAAAAAGUUCACAGCAGACGCCAUGGACUGUUCACGCUUUAAACCCGACACGUCACAUGACUGGGACCUGGAGGAGAUGUUGGACUCCAUCAGAGACUGCUUUGUGACGGGAAAGUGGGAGGAGGGACAGGACGCUGCGACACUGCUAAAAGAAGACGACGAGCUCUACGGAGACUUUGAGGAUCUAGAAACAGGAGCAGUCCAUACAGCUCAGGAUCAGCAGAGCGGUGAGAAUGAAGAUGAAGAUGGUGAUGAGGAUGAGGAUGGUGAUGAGGAGGGUGCAGAGGGGCUGAUGAAGGUGGACCAGGAGGAGCAGCAGAAGAAGAAGCGCCUGGAGAAGAAGCGGCGGCUAAAGGAGCGCUUUGACGCCGAGUAUGAUGAUGGCGAGGCCACGUACUUCGACGACCUGAAGGAGGAAAUGCAGAAACAGGCCGAGCUGAACAGGGCGGAGUUUGAGGACGUGGACGAUGAGACCCGAGUUCAGUACGAAGGUUUCAGACCGGGGAUGUACGUCAGAGUAGAGAUCUCCUCACUGCCAUGUGAGUUUGUUAUCAACUUUGACCCCCAGUAUCCCAUCAUCCUCGGAGGGCUGGGCUCCAGCGAGGGAAACGUAGGAUACCUGCAGAUGCGUUUGAAGAAACACCGCUGGUACAGCCGGAUCCUGAAGACCAGAGACCCUCUGAUCCUGUCGUUAGGAUGGAGGCGGUUUCAGACCCUCCCUCUUUAUCACAUCGAGGACCACAACGGACGCCACCGCCUGCUCAAAUACACGCCACAGCACAUGCACUGUGGAGCGUCCAUCUGGGGUCCCAUCACUCCUCAGGGUACGGGUUUCCUGGCUGUUCAGUCUGUCGCAGAAACCAAAGCGAAUAACUUCCGUAUUGCAGCCACAGGAGUGAUUCUGGAUUUAGAUAAAUCAGUGACCAUAGUUAAGAAGCUCAAACUGAUUGGUUAUCCAUACAAGAUCUUUAAAAACACCUGCUUCAUCAAGGGCAUGUUUAACUCGGUAUUAGAGGUGGCAAAGUUUGAAGGAGCCUCCGUCCGGACGGUGUCAGGAGUGCGAGGACAGAUAAAGAAAGCUCUGUCUUCACCUACAGGAGCAUACAGAGCCACAUUUGAGGACCGUCUGCUCAUGAGCGACAUUGUGUUCCUGCGGUCCUGGUUCCCGGUCUCGGUCCCUCAGCUCUAUAACCCAGUCUCCUCCCUGCUGCUCGCUGUGGGUCAGAAGGACUGCUGGGCUGGCAUGAGGACGCUUGGACAGCUCAAACACGAGCUCGGCAUCCGCAACAAACCCAACGCCGACUCUCUGUAUAAGCCGGUGGUGCGUGCUCCAAGGCGUUUUAACCCCCUCCACAUCCCCAAAGAGCUGCAGAAGGCCCUCCCCUUUAAGAGCAAACCCAAGCAGCAGCAGGCCAAAGGAAAUGUUCCCCGAGACCUGCAGAGACCCAGCGUGAUCCGAGAACCCCACGAGAGGAAGGUGGCAGCGCUGCUCCACGCUCUGAGCACGGUCCACAACCACAAGAGGAAGAAAGCCCGCGCCGUGCAGCACACCAAACACAAGGAGUUCCUGCAGCAGAAGGAGAAACAGGAGGAGGCCAAGCUGAAGAGGCAGAAGGAGGCACGGAAAAAGCUCUACAGAGUCAUGGGCCAGAUGGACCAGAGGAAACAGAGGUCUAGCCUGAAGGGGGCUCCGCAGGACGACUGAAUGAUGUGGACUCGAAUCUUUGCAGACCAGGCAUGAUGGACAACUGAGGCCCCCUGAUUGAUGUGGAUUCAGAGGGCCCUCGAAUGAUGUGGACUCAGAGGGCCCCAUGAAUGAUGUGGAUUGAGAGGGUCCCCGAAUGAUGUGGUCUCAGAGGGCCCCUGAAUGAUGUGGAUUCAGAGCUCUGCAGACUGAGGAUGAUGGACUGGGGUUUCAUGUCUUUUCUAGGUUAUUUGGUUGUUUUUUCUACAGGUGUGGACGAUGAAAAUCAGCUAUAAAGAAAAUGUUGACUGACAUUUUGAGACUUGUUUUAAUAAAAUAUAAUGAUGAUGCUGA
Cheilinus undulatus (humphead wrasse) is the source of this 4024-nucleotide messenger RNA. RefSeq names its product BMS1 ribosome biogenesis factor (gene bms1). The record is from RefSeq and is a predicted model, not a curated record. Gene Ontology annotation, biological process: maturation of SSU-rRNA from tricistronic rRNA transcript (SSU-rRNA, 5.8S rRNA, LSU-rRNA); ribosome biogenesis; endonucleolytic cleavage of tricistronic rRNA transcript (SSU-rRNA, 5.8S rRNA, LSU-rRNA). Gene Ontology annotation, cellular component: 90S preribosome; nucleus. The transcript is spliced from 23 exons. Gene Ontology annotation, molecular function: GTPase activity; GTP binding; U3 snoRNA binding. The coding region runs from base 86 to 3691 and encodes 1201 amino acids. Lineage: Eukaryota; Metazoa; Chordata; Actinopteri; Labriformes; Labridae.